GCUAUGAUUUCAUGUCUGUCUCCGCCUUUUCCGCCUUUUCCGCCUCUGACAACGACGUCGCCUUGUGUGGUGGAGACACAGCAGAGGAGAGCGCCGGAUGUUUACGAUCGUCAAGGGCUGCCACAAGGCGACGCCCAACGCCGCUGCACGCUGGCUCCACUCGACCGCCCGCAGACGUAGAGAGAAGUUCGACCCGAAAAGCGUCGAGCGCGCCCAGGACGAGGUCGACGUGUGUAUCGUCGGAGGUGGGCCUGCGGGCAUCAGUGCCGCCAUUCGGCUCAAACAGCUCGAGAAGGAGAAGGGCAAGGAGGUGCGCGUCGUGGUGCUCGAGAAGGGUGCUGAAGCAGGCUCACAUAUCCUGUCUGGCGCUGUCAUUGAGCCGACCGCGUUGAACGAACUCCUUCCCGACUGGAAGUCUAUGCCGGACCACCCGCUCCAACAACCAGCUCACAACAGCAGUAUGCGCUUCUUCACAAAGAAGAUGUCCUUCCCGAUACCACACCCGCCCCAGAUGAGCAACAGAGGCAACUACAUUGUUUCGCUCUCGCGCGUCACGGCCUGGCUCGCAGGCAUCGCGGAGGAGCUCGGUGUCGAGAUUUACCCUGGCUUCGCAGGCGCGGGGCUCGUAUACGGCAACGGUGGCGUGCUUGGUGUGCACACGAACGAGGUCGGCCUCGACCGCGAGUUCUGCAUGAAGGACAACUUUGAACCUGGCAUGGAGUUCCGCGCCAAGGUCACACUGCUCGCGGAGGGUGCGCAUGGCUCGCUCUCGAAGGAGGUUAUUCGCAGGUUCGGGUUGAGGGAAGGUCGUGAUCCUCAGACCUAUGGGAUGGGGGUCAAGGAGGUGUGGAGGGUUGACCCGAGCAAGCACCAUCCUGGCGAAGUCGUCCACACUAUGGGUUGGCCGCUCACUCGCGACCUGUAUGGCGGUGGCUGGGUCUAUCAUAUGGCGGAUGGUCUUGUCUCGCUCGGGUUGGUCAUUGGGCUUGACUAUGCAAAUCCGUACCUUAGUCCGUACCGCGAGCUCCAGCGCAUGAAGCAUCAUCCGUAUUUCCGUGACUUGCUCUCUGGAGACGCUACCCGGAUAGCGUAUGGUGGUCGCACCCUGAACGAAGGCGGUCUUCAAUCCGUGCCAAAACUCCAUUUCCCUGGUGGUGCUCUCAUUGGCUGCUCCGCCGGCUUCGUCAACGUUCCAAAGAUUAAAGGCACGCACAACGCAAUGAAGACCGGUAUGCUCGCUGCGGAAGCUGCAUACGAGGCAGUCCAUUCGUCACAGGCAGACUCCGAGAAACCUACGGACAUGAGUGCAUACGAAGACGCGUUCCAGAAAAGUUGGGUGUAUCGCGAUCUGUACGAGGUGCGCAACGUCCGGCCGUCCUUCAACACGGGCCUCGGCAUCUGGGGCGGUAUCGCGUACUCUGGCGUCGACACCUUGCUCCUGAAGGGUCGCACGCCAUGGACGUUCCGCAACACGAGCGGCAAGAGCGACGCUGCACAUACCAAGCGGGCGGCCGCGUGCACGCCAAUUGAGUACCCACCAUUCGAGCCGCCGCUCUCGACAGACCUGCUCACCAGCCUUGCACUCACGGGCACGAACCAUACCGAGGACCAGCCUGUGCAUUUGCGUGUGCGCCGCUACUGUACGCCGAAUAAUACUGCGGGCAAGGAGGGCGCAUGGCCGAACCUCGAGGAGGAAGAGGAGUGCGACGAGGACAAGGCAGUUCGCCGCGAGCACGUGCGCAUCAAUGUCGGCGAGUACGCAGGCUUGCUGGGACGUGCGUGUCCCGCGCAGGUGUACGAGUACGUCGACGACGAGGCCAGCCAGGGUCCUGACGGCGAGGGUUGGGGCGGCAAGAAACUCGUGAUCAAUUCGCAGAAUUGCAUUCACUGCAAGUUGUGUGAUAUCAAGGUGCCGACGCAGGAUAUUACAUGGACUGUGCCGGAAGGUGGCGGAGGACCUAAGUACACCGUUACAUGAGCUGUGUCCAACCUCACAAGCAAGCAUUCAGCAAUCGUCACAUACCCCUUUGGAGAUUACCUGAGCACUAUGCAGUGUUAAAUCCUCGAUGACGACUUAUAGCUGCUGUAAAUAUAAAAUAUGUUAUGCUGGAAUUACAUACUUGCAACGCAAGCUCCAUUGUACUAUAUCACAAACUGUUGUACAGCACGACCUCAAGGUCCAUGAACUCACAGCGGUGCUUUGGCGUAUCUAGUAUGUAAUAUUGAAAUUGUUCUUCCUUUGGUAUUACGUCUUCUCCUUCUUUCGGCGUCAUUCGGAAACGGACUUCGCCCGCUCUUGCUCAGAAGAGACAGGCAUGCUUAGAGAACUCUGUCCGAUGUGCGAGUUACGCUGCGUCCUGCGGGGCACAGGGCUUGAACGACGAGACGACGAAGGUGUCUCCGCAGGGCUUGCCCGCCCUCUGACCGACCCCGCCACGCUGCCAGCCCGCGCGAUUCCGACAGGCGUCGCCGUGCCGCUACCCGUACCCACGCCCACCGGCGGCACAUGUUGCGGUAUACGCAGGACCUUGACGGCGAACCAGCCGAGCCAGGUGUCCUCGUACGCCGUCCGCUCCCGUUCCUGGCGGCGCCGCUCGAACGCGUUGCGGUAGCGCUCGUAGGACUCGCGGAACUGCCGGUCGACGCGCGAGCUGAAGAUGAGCUCGCCGCGCGGGUUCGAGGCGGGCGGGAUCGGCGCGAUGGGUACGCUUGAGCUGCGCUCGGCGGGGCGUGUGUUCGGCGAGGGCGAGCGCCGCCUGCGGCCCGGCGUGCUCUCCACGGGUGACGUCGGUGUCGGUGACGUCGGUGUGCGCGGGAAGAGCAGCGAGAAGAACCGGCUGAAGGGGAGCUUCGAGCGCAGUGGUGGUUGGCGGACGUUCAGAUACAUGUUCAGGUUCCGCAGUGCGCGGUUGGCGUGCGGGACAUAUCUUGGGCAGGCUCGGGUCAUGAGUCAGGCGUAGCGCAAGGAGGCAGCACUCACUUAUUCGCAUAACCAAUCUUCUCUGAGUACAUCCCGCUCAAGAAGAAGAGCGCAAGAGUGGUGACUGAGACACACAGAAGGCCUAGGGCAAAGUACCUAGGGAUCCGCAUCUCGACGUCAGGGCCAUAUAUAUCGGGCAGCAUCCGGCACAAGACCCAUGUAUAUGGUAUAGAGAGAAAGUUUGUCUGAAGUAGAACUUCUGAGAGGAGGAACGCGAUGAUGAGGAGCAGCUGAGCAAGGAAUACUAUUCGGUCACCGAAUAAGUUCCAGGAUCAGCACCUGUUGCACUAUGCGGGCGGACGCACGUUGGUAGCGAUGCUUUCUGCGGUUCAGACUCGCUGCAUUCGUCUUCAGCCGCUCUUCAAAAAGCAGUAGGUCUCGAUAGGUCGCGGGGUCGCUCGCGGGGUAGAAUGCGCCAUUCCUGGGUACGGAAGAGAGACGUGGAGGCAUAAACUUCGAAUAGCGGGGUUAUACAGUAGCUGGUCGUCGGACGGUGCGCAAUGUGGUCGACGUGAGGCUGAGAAAGCCUAACGGUAUAUGGUUGCGUAGUGUAUGAGAUGUAGUAUAGAUGAAAGUCAA
Phanerochaete carnosa HHB-10118-sp is the source of this 3559-nucleotide messenger RNA. RefSeq lists its product as uncharacterized. The record is from RefSeq and is a predicted model, not a curated record. Gene Ontology annotation, molecular function: electron-transferring-flavoprotein dehydrogenase activity; iron-sulfur cluster binding. Gene Ontology annotation, cellular component: mitochondrial inner membrane. The transcript is spliced from 5 exons. NCBI's taxonomy places the organism in Eukaryota, Fungi, Basidiomycota, Agaricomycetes, Polyporales, Phanerochaetaceae. Gene Ontology annotation, biological process: electron transport chain. Bases 98 to 1978 code for a protein of 626 amino acids.